GUUGAAUUUGGUUUUGGUGGCAAGGUACAAAACGAUAUUCUUCAUCUUUCAAUGGACUAUUUGGAUGAAAAGUUGUGCCUAAGCAGAUCUUGCCUUAUCGCGAUGACGAUAAUGAUGGGAUGCGAUUGUGCUCAAAAAGGAAUCCCGGGCGUUGGCUUGGUUACGGCACUGGAAAUUGUAUCCGAGUUCUAUCUCAUGGAACAUGACCAUCCUCAGGUCAUUUUGGAUAGAUUCAAGUCGUACACCACGGAAUCGCUUCCAGUGCGCGAUUAUGACAGUAACGUGAAGCGGAAACUUAGAAUUAGCGUCAGUAGAAAUUCCAUAGAUUUGCGGAAUUUCAACCCAAAUUCAGAUGCUAUGUCGAGUGCCAUCAACGUGUACAUGAUGCCGGAGAAAUCAUCUACCGAUGAUCAGCAAGACACACUCCAGUGA
Gongylonema pulchrum is the source of this 432-nucleotide messenger RNA. Lineage: Eukaryota; Metazoa; Nematoda; Chromadorea; Rhabditida; Gongylonematidae. The record is from the annotation of a GenBank genome assembly.